GUGACAAUAAACCGCAUCGAAAACCUUGCCGCGAAAUCAGUCUUUGUUCCCGUCCUCCUCCUCCCCUCCUCCCCUCUCUUCCCCAUCUCCCUCCCUCCCCGCCUCCCAUAAUACACUCUCCACAUCAUGGCUUCCACGCCGACAAAGCAGCAGGACGACGAGGACGUGCUCGAGCUUCUCGAGUCGCUCGGUCCCGACGCGCGCUCCUCCUCGUCCGGCAACGAGACGCCUUCUACAACUGAGCCCUCUGAGAAGGAUCUACUCGGAUUCCUCGACUCGCUCGAGAAAGAGACCGCACUGCCCGUGUCCGAGUCUGAGAGCAAAGACGCCGCCAGCACAAACGAAAAGGCCUCUGCUCCUGUCGCGCAGAAGGCUGCUGCUCCCGCUCCUACCGAGGCUGCCGCAGCAGCGCCAGCUGCAGCUGCUACCGCGUCCGCAGCUGAUCCCGAGUCCGAGUCCGCGGCCGCCAGUCUACCAAACCCUGUCGCUUCAAUUACUAGCUGGUUUGGAUCUUCAGGAUUGUGGGACUCUGCCUCGGCGGCCGUCAAGGGCGCGGAGGCAAAGGUCAGAGACUUGCAGCAGGCGGCUGAGACGCAGUCCUGGGAGGAUAAAGUCAAGGGCAACAUCACGGCUCUGAACAAGUUUGGCAUAUCAAAGACGCUGGUCUCGACGCUCUCCUCUGUGCUGCACACUAUCGCGCCGCCAAUCAUGCGACAUGAACAACUCCGAAUCCACAUCUUCCACGACCUCGUCGGCUACCCCUCGAUCGACACAAUAGUCUACUCGGUCUUUGACCGUGUGAUGCAGCAGGUUGAAGGCGGCGAGCUAAUGAUUGUCCAGAAAGGCCGCGAGAGCCGCCAUCGCGACUCGGAUAAGAAGGGAGUUAAGCGCGACAUGGGCAUGUUCCACGGCGGCCUUGUCGCGGGCGAGAAGCUCUGCAAGGCUAAUAUCCAGCAGAUCCGGGCAAAGGGGAAGGAAGUCGAGACUUCUCCUGAAGAGGAAUCGCCAGUGCGUAAAUCCGACAUCUACCUAUCAAUACAAGCGUGCGUCGUCCAGGACUCAUCAUCAGACGCGACCAAGGAGAAAGUCUUCGUCUUCAUCAUCCACCUCGACGACCCAUUCCACUCCCUCGCCUUCACCACACACUCGCAAUCCUUCCCUCUGCAGUGGUGCGAGUGGCUCGACAGCGACGAACCCAUCCCCGGCCAAGUCGACCCGCGAGAAUGGCUCGCAGAGUGGGUCGAGGAAGGCCUUGGUCUGGCGGUCGGUGUCGUCGCGCAGCGCUACGUCGCUAGUAGAAUGGCUAUCGGCGUUGAUGUUUCGGAGGCAUUUGAGGAGGAGGAGAAGCCGGCAGCUUGAGUUUACGAGUCUUUUGCUUGUUUUUCAUCCACAUAAUUUAAUGCGCCUUAUGACUGUCUUGUUCUCUUGUUCUUCUUGUAAACGAAUCUAGAUAUAUGUAGGCUGACACGCAAUUUUCCAGCAUGCCACAUCAGACACCCUGCAUUAUAUGACCUACUCUGUAUCGGAUUUAGGAUUCAGAAAUCUAUUCAUCAAAGAAACCCUGUGUAAACCAUCAAUAUCACAAACUGCUUAUUUGGGAAACAUCGCGAUGAUAUUGAAUAGGGUUAGGUUCCUCACUCCCUCAGUCUCUGGAUAACUCUUCCCCCGG
This is a messenger RNA of Myxozyma melibiosi, 1669 nucleotides long. RefSeq names its product maintenance of telomere capping protein 1. NCBI's taxonomy places the organism in Eukaryota, Fungi, Ascomycota, Lipomycetes, Lipomycetales, Lipomycetaceae. The transcript is spliced from 3 exons. The record is from RefSeq and is a predicted model, not a curated record. Bases 127 to 1359 code for a protein of 410 amino acids.